Molecule: messenger RNA, 1386 nt
Organism: Mesorhabditis spiculigera
Lineage: Eukaryota; Metazoa; Nematoda; Chromadorea; Rhabditida; Rhabditidae
Source: the annotation of a GenBank genome assembly
AUGGGUGCUGUCAACGGAAACAAAUGGACUUCGAUCGGGACCGACAUCCAUGAAGACGACGCGUUUCGCGCCGACCAUUAUUGGGGAUGGGAGCAUCCAGCCGAACCCCCACCGGUACAGGCUGGUGGCCCUGCCCAACCAAGGGUCAAAUUGCCGAUCUUCACGCCGGCCGAAGCUAAAGCUCGGUUUGUUGAACGAGAGACGGAUGGCGUGACGGCGGCGAGGACAGCCUUGGGAGAAGCCGGUGUUCUACAGGUUCCAAUGCCACCACAAUUCGACUUUUCGGGCGCGAUACUGGACAAUCGGGGAACUCAAGGAACACUCCAUACAAUUUUACGUCACAGCCCAGAGUGGAGAUCCGUGAUCCCUGGAUUUGAUGCCGUUUAUAGCGACCUUACCAAAGAAACUAGAAAGAUAAUCGAGACAAUUUCCGGGAUGCGCCAUAACAAAGGAAAUCGAGUAAAGGACGCCAUUAAAGACUUUCUGGGGAGUGUUAUCGAAAUAGCUGAUUGUAAAGCUUUUCAAAACAUGCAGCAGCUGAUCUACAACUACCUUCUGGCCCACAUCAACGCUGAUAGCUAUUCGGGCGAGGGAAGAAACUCCUGCGGGCUUGAGCAGAUUUUCUUCGAAAUCAACCGCGACUCGGAGGGACAGGAAAUAACCCGAUACAUGACGGCACUAAUGUCCGAAUCGAUCCCGCUUCGCGCCUUCUGGUGGCUAAUGCUGGUGAUGUGCAUCAUCUGUGGGGUUACUACCACAACCCUGGUCGUUUUGGAAUAUAUUGAAGGGCCUACGCAGACUUCAACGACGAUACGUUUGGUGGACAGUCUCGAACUGCCAGGGAUUACAAUAUGCCCAAAAGUCCCCGACAUCUUCGAUGAAAAGCCACUAUUUCGAGAUAUUUCCGCUUCACUACCAAAUUUGACGUACGAUGUUCAACUGGAUGUUGUUAGAUACUUUAUCGCUGGCAAUGGUCUCGAAAAUAUUGAUGCAAUCUCGAGAUAUAAUGCUUCUUACCUUCAACAACUCGAUCUGUACUAUCGACUGUGGUCUCGCGGGUAUUCGACGCAGGAGUUUUUCUACUUAAUUCAUAUCGUAAUCCGACGAGGAGUAUGUUUUCAAACUCGUGCAGCGUUAAAUCAGACCGAAGCUGACGACGUCGGGCGAUUAGUGCUGAGCAUGAGAGCCUUAAGGACAAUGACCUCUCCAGAAUAUAAUUAUACACAACCUCAACUACUCGUUUACGUCACAGACAAUCAUGAUAUUGUGGUGGAUUAUCCGAGAUAUUACUUAUACCCUCAGCAAUUCAGUCGGAUGAGGUUGACGGCAAGGUUCAUGGAACUCAUCCAGAGCAACGACGUGUGCACAAACAAGGUGGAUCUGGUU